AUGAACGUCCAAGAUAAACUCAACGAGACAGAAGCCGCGCUCAAGGGUGCUCUUGAGGAGCUGUAUCGGCGUGAGCAGGAUGCAAUCCAGGCCGCCAAGGAACGCGAAGAUCUCAGAUCACUGAUUAAAGGGUUGAGGAGGAAGGAACAAGCCCUACAAGAGCAGAUAGAAGGAAUGUCGAACACGAUGGAACAAUAUCGGGGAGUUUUCGACGACAAAGCGAAAGAAUCGAUGUCGCUGAAGAGAAAAAUUCGUGAGUUGGAAGAUCGAACCAAGUCCAUUAAGCAAGGUUCUUCAUGGUCCAUUACCAAUUUCAUGUCGACUAGGCCUAAGUCAGACGGGACUGUACUGUCCAGUGAAGCCGAGAAACAGUAUCAGACCCUGAUCCAAGCACUCGAGACCAAGAACAACCAACUAGUUUCUGAUGCCGCUGGGUUGAAGAAACAGUUCAAGGAAAUGCAGGCUGAGUUGCUUCGAGAACUCAGCGAGCUAAGCUCGCAAAACUACUUCAACCCUGUCGAAGUUUCGGAUACUGGGAUCCAACAGAGCUGGAAGAAUGUCGGCUUCUUGAUAUGCCAAUUCGCUGAGACUUACUUCAAGAAGUACUUUGAAGCACAUGAGCUCCAGUUGCUCAAGCCGGGACCCAUUUCGAACUUGCAGAAGAUCUGCGCGACUCCCGAGCUUGCCGUUCAAAGCGCCUUUACCUGCCCUGCUCUUUUACAGGCUUUUCUCUGGAAUUUCAUCAGCUGGAAUAUCUUUGACUCUCAAGCAACACAUUGGGCAGGGGAAAUUGGGGAAGACUUUUUCGUUGCGAGUGACAGCAUCCUAGAGUAUGUCUUGGACCAUAACGACCUGGACAAGGAAUCAUCCCUGACGGAGUUCCAUGAAUGGAGGGCGAGAUCCAUGAGCAUGCUUGUCCGCCUAGGCGUCCAUAAGAGCCCCGACCACACCAAGUUGGCACACCAAAUGGUCGAACUUUUCGCGCCUUUCUUCUCCACGCCUCUCGAAGCAUCUGAUGGCGCAAAGGCUGUGAAGGAUUUUCAUGCGAUCAUCGCUGCGGCUACCAAGCUCGACAUUCAGUUAAGACAGUCAAAAGCCCAUUACCGUUGCUUCCAUCAUACCACGACACCCCCGAAAAAGCCAGACUACUUCGGAUACUCGUUUGAUCCCAAUACAAUGGAGCAAGGCAACUUUGGACCCAGGAUGGACCAGUCUCGACCCGAUAGCCUUCCGGUUGUGGACUUGGUGCUCUCACCUGGCCUCAUCAAGUCCGGCAACGCUGAUGGUAAAAACUACCUCUCGGAGAGAGUUUCGGUGAAGAUGGAAGUUCUCUGUAACCUCGAUUACAUCUUCAAGCUUCAGUUCGGUGAAGACGACGAGGAUGAAGUCGAUGAGACUUAUCAAACACCUGAUAGCUCGCUGUCCAAGGAGGAUGAUCAGACUAGCGUGGGUGCUCGUCAGUCCACUGUUCGUGUCAAGGAAGAAUCCUCGGAUGAUGGUGAUAUGGAAAGCGAUGUCGACAUGUUUGCUGUGGCAGCACAGUUGAGCGAUCUCUAUGAGAGUGGUAAAGUCAAGAUGGAGUCGAUGUGAAUUGGGAUGUCUGGGACAGCUCGGCCGACACUGCUAGACGAAUUUGGCGAUCGAUGUCGAGUGGCCGCAAAAUGUUUGCUUGUAUUUGCUUUUUAGCUUUGCUGGGAGCCUGGGAACGCAUUUUCCAUUGGAAACCAAAAGAAAAUGCGACUUUUCUCUCCCCAAGAUACUAAAGAAAGUCGAAGUAGC
This is a messenger RNA of Neurospora tetraspora, 1779 nucleotides long. RefSeq lists its product as uncharacterized. Lineage: Eukaryota; Fungi; Ascomycota; Sordariomycetes; Sordariales; Sordariaceae. The coding region runs from base 1 to 1590 and encodes 529 amino acids. The transcript has 2 exons. The record is from RefSeq and is a predicted model, not a curated record.